Messenger RNA from Pipra filicauda (Wire-tailed manakin), 10078 nucleotides. RefSeq names its product cytosolic phospholipase A2 beta-like. The record is from RefSeq and is a predicted model, not a curated record. Lineage: Eukaryota; Metazoa; Chordata; Aves; Passeriformes; Pipridae. The coding region runs from base 5857 to 8454 and encodes 865 amino acids. Gene Ontology annotation, biological process: glycerophospholipid catabolic process. Gene Ontology annotation, molecular function: calcium-dependent phospholipid binding; calcium ion binding. Gene Ontology annotation, cellular component: cytosol. The transcript has 25 exons.
GUAAUACUGUGGAAAAAAACCAAAACACAAAAGAUUAAAAUGUUCAGCUGGAUCAAAGAAGGAAGCAGCAGGAAUGUGCAUGGUGUUAUCAGGAGAAGCAGAGGUGAGUGAUUCUGUGCCUUUCAUGAUCUGUGUGACCUUAUGCCAAGGCAAGGUAAUUGAGAAAUUAGCAGAGUUUUUAGUUAUGUUUGUAAUCACUAGUCCACCUGAUUCCAAAUUGUGAGCCAUUUCUAUAUGCAGUGAAGUGAAUGCUUGGUGACUCAUUGUGUGCCCCCAUUUACAGUGGAUCUGGUCCUGAAGGAGUGUUCAGCAGUGGAGAAAAGAUUGUGAAAUGUGAAUGUCAGAUAGGAGACGUUUCAAGGGGGAUGUCCUGUGCAGGAACAGAGCAUGUGCAUAACUCUGUCUUCAACUAGAAGAGAAAGUUCAAAUGCACUGCUAUCAUUUUAAUAUGCUAUGAAUCCAGAAAGAUAGUUUUGAAUCAAUAAACUUGUGCCAUCUGCAAGAGUCUGUCCCUGGAUUGUGUCAGUCUGACAUUCUCAAACAUCAAGCACUAACUCAAAAUGGAUGAAUUUUUCUAGUCUAGGCACUGGCUGCAAAGUGCUUUGGCUCCAGCCAUUCUCCCAUUUCUGGAUCAUUUCAGAUAAGAGAUACAUGUUGUCUUGAUGCAGGAAGACUACUUUGAUACCUAACAGCAUACCUAACAACCUUCUGUUGUAGUGGGAGAGAAAGAGGUCAGGGGUCUGUACUUUUUGUUGGAAAUAUCAUAUCCAAUUGCUGAAAUAACCCAGCAGUUACUGCUUCAAUGCCAGUCUACAUACCACUCCCUGUAAAGCUGAGACUUAGUCUCUUUUUAGACAGCAGUGUACAGGGGCAACUAUGUUCUUUCAAGCCUUCCAGGAGUCUUGUUCUUGCUGUGACCAUCUUCCCUCAUCUGAGGGUGUAAUGUCUGCUUUCUCUUUUUUUUCUGUUUUUGGCAGUUUUACUCCCAUCUCAAUGACCCAGGCCAUUCCAAUUCCAGGGCACUUUGCAUGAUCUGAUGAUGGAGGGGGAGCACCCUCAGCAAUAUGUAAGGCCAGGGCCAGAAGGGUAUAUGAUAACCCUGGCAAUGAUGCUUUGACUGGUGAAGACUAGGAAUAUUAUGUUGUCCAUUGAAAAAUUCCUCAAACUGGUCUUGUUUCUGGCAAGCUACCUUUAGAUAGGUCAGAAGGACAAUUUUGCAGUGAGAAUGAGACGUGUUUGGUAUAUUUAUAGUGGCUAAUGACUGUAUGCAGCAUGUUUUGUAUGUGAUCAGGAACACUGGAAAGUGCACCAUAUGUGGCACCUCAGCAGCAAGAAGUGAGAUUUGGAGAGUGAUAGGCCAUUCAGAUGGGUCAUUCAGUCUGGGCUAAUAGUUGACCUGAAGUAGUUUUUGUUAGUUUAAAUUUUGACCUAGUUUAGUGUUUAGUUUUUAAGAAUUAUUCCAAGGAGACCUUGAGGUGGCAGUUGUUUUCACAUUGUUCGUUUCUAGUUGAGUUUGCUAUUACCAAAAGGAAGGCAUGGGACAGCUUUGGUUGUGCUUGAUUGAAAGUAACAUCUGCAAUAAUCAGCUAGUUUGACCACGUCUGAGUGUAAGGGAGCUGGUGGUCACAGAACAGCCAAGUCUGGGUACAGAGCCAAGGGUUGGCUCAAUAGCCAACCGUUAUGAUUGAGCAGGAGCAAAACACUGGGAAAAUCCAUUAGUAUCACACACUAGCAGAACUCAGGCACCUGUAGAUGCCAUUCUUGUUCAAAUCCAGCCUGCUCAAUCUCCAAUUUCUGGUGAGAGAACUUGCAAAAUGGGAAACAUCUGUGAUUUGAAGGUUACCUCCCCAUGUGACAUCAGGUGUAUAUACAGAUGACAGUGAAAUUUGUACAUAGUGAUGUAUGUAAAUGAUACAAUUUGUCUUGGAGCAAGAUGAAAGGGCAAAUCUUUCAAUCUGAACUGAUUGUUUAUGAGAAUCUCCUAUGCAAUUAGGUUGAUAUUACAUUGAUAAAUACAGCCAGUGAUUAAGCUGCAUUUGUUUACAAUUCUGGCUACUGAGCCUAAAAAUUCAAGCAUUAAGCAGGGACUUAGAAGUCACACUUUGACAUUGUGCAGAAUUUGAGAAUGACUCUAUCAGCUGGACUUGGUGCAUUUGACUGCUGAGCAGUCAGCAGUUCCCUAAUUCCCUGCCAGGCACUGACUGUGACAUGAAUACUGAUCUACUGUACUGCUCCUUGGUGCUACUGUCAGAAUAUUGCUCAUACUAGAUUUAAAUCUGCAAGGAGAUAAAGUGUAUUUGUUGCUUGCAUCAACCGAUAUCCAGGUAUUAGAAAGAUAAAUUGCUUGUUGAUAGAAUUGCCCUGUUAAGGUUUAGGGCUUGACAUGCUUCAAUGAUCUCAGACCUAGGGGGAGGUUAACAAAGUUUGGGGAGAACGAGGUACUACUACACUGGAUGCAAAGAAUGCAAAAUUUAUGGACCACAAGGACAUUUGGCAGAACUCCCAAAAUCUCCAGCAUGCGGCUUUGGGCUGCUGCCAAUGGACUGAAGAGACAGCAUGCUGCUUUAGGUUUGGGGAUGUUCCAUGGUCUCCUCUCCUCCAAUAUAGGCAAAUGCGAUUAAAAAAAAAAUCUUUGUGAUGUAUCUGUCAAACUAUAUCUGGCUGCCACUUUAUCGUGAAUAUUCAUAGUGCUGUUUGUAGUAUGAGGUAGGUAAAUGCUAAUUGUAAACCCAUCCAAAGCCUUUCAUUAUUCUGACAGCCUUCAUUACCUUCCUGACUUUUUUCUCUAGAAGGGGUUAUAACUCAGGAAGACAGUUACAUGCUACCCUUCCCUGUAAGUUCAGAAUCAAGGUUAAAAUCCUAGUUGUUGGUCCAGACUUAUAAACAGACUGUGCUGUGUGUAUUGGUGAUUGAUUAUUGUGGCAGUGUUCAAGGCUUUAAAUAAGAAAGGUCAGGUACCCUAGAGACUUCUGCUGAAUACCUGAUCAUCUUUUAUAGAAUAAUUUGUAUGCUAGAAACAUGGUGGCUGGUAAACACAGCUGUUCUGGUAAAAACUACUUCAUUCACUUUGUGGGUUAUCUUACAUCUGCAGGUAGAAAAAACAGUCAGACCCUCAGACACAAUUCAACUAAUUAAGCCACUGACACUAGCUGAGACACUACUGAAAAAAAAGAAUAUAUUCAAAAUAAGAAAGUGAUACAGAUUGAGUGUGCUCUAUUCUACUAGCAGGAAAUGUGCAGUGCAAAAACAACACCUAGUGGUCACUGUUUGCCACAUGGGACAAUUGGGAAACAAUAGAGAAAAAAAUUCUUCACAGUGAGAGUGGUUAAACCCUUGAAGAGGUGCCCAAAGAGGUUGUGGAUUCACUGUUGGUGUACAUUUUUGACAGAAUAAAAGAAAAGAGCAACAUCAUAUUACUUUGGAAUUUAGUCCUCCUUUGAUCAGAUGUUUGGACGAGAUGACCUUGAGAACCCUUUCUAAUUUUUGAGGAUUAUAGGAAAUAGUAUAUUCAGGUUCACUUUCCCCAGUGUGAAGUGCACUUGCCUGAAAUAGAAAGGCCGGUUCAUGAGGUGUUAAACACAUGUUGUUUAUCCUUUAAAAUGGUAUAUACCACUCAUGCAUUUUGUCCACAGUCAAAAGAACAGGUACUUGAACCCCUGGCUUCAUUUAGCAAAUGUAUGAAUACCUCAGGAGGGGAUGCAGUAACUCCUCCUGUCUUCUGGAAUGUGUACAUGCUUUAGGCAUCAUCUUUCAUGGAAACUGAGGGAUAAAUUUAACCAGGCAGUGAAUGCCACAGUUCUAGUCAGUUCUGUUGAGGCAGACAUUCAUGGGAUUCCUUUCUUAGAAGAAGAAAGUACAUACUGGAACUGAAAUAUUUUUUGGGGGUAGAAACAGAUUCCAGUCUGAGAGGAACUAGUAGAGUUUUGUAAAGAGGCUACCCUUGGAUAAUUCCAUAGAGUACUUGGGGAUCUUAAAGAUAUCUUUAGGGUGGUUUUAAUGAGUGAAUGCUGUGAGUACUGUAUGUCACGUAGAGUACUGUAAGUCAAAGUAGAGCUAAGUGGUGGAGGAGGUUUGUUAAUUAAUUAAAAGAACUGUAGCUCCUGUGGAGACACCAGUUCUUACUUUUAUAUUGCUCUGUUUGUUGUUCCCCACUGAAGAUUUACAAAUCCAAGAGAACCAGUUGGGAAGUGGCAGUGAGUGGAUACGUAUAUACCACCCACAGCACAUCUUCCAUCCAAAGCUGUCAGUGGUUCUAUACGCAUAUUGCUUCAGAGCAAAACCAAACCCUUGCUUGCAAGUGAUGAGAGAUUUCUAAAAGCUGCAUGAAAUCCUGCCAUAGAGCAGUUCUAGCUGGCUUGUACUGGAACAGAACAAAAAGAUGAUGCUUGAGAAAACUGAAUGUGAGGCUGUCUUCUGACUGGUUCUUCAUUUUGUGGUCUGGCUCAUUUAUGCCCUUCUCAUCAGACUGUUUAUUAUGGUACAAGUCUCCCUAUAAAUGACUCCCAUUGUCUUAUUAAAAAAAAAUGGAAGGAGAAAGGGCAAAAGAGUAUCCCGCAGAAGAAUCUGUACAUUUAAUUUGUCAGGAACAUCCCCACAGAAAGGGAAGUUAGUUAUUUCAAAAUUGUCUAGAUUUUAUCAGGAACAGGGGUUUUGCCUUUUAAAUCAAAACUCACCAUGAAAGUAAUUUUGUUAAAAUGUGACCAUGGAAAAUUUGGUUAUGAUUGCUGGAUAAUAGUCCUGUCACAGCUCCUUAUUCUUCUCAAUCUGUUACUUCAGAGGUUUGUUCAUAGUCAAAGGUCGAUGCAUUGAGCUCAUAGUCACUGAUUUAUUGUGUCAUACACUGUCACAAGUGAUUUUCAAUACUUUUUAUCAAACAUGUUUUAUCAUCAUGUUUUAUCUCUGUGGAAGGAAAUACUAUGCAGCUCAAACAUGGUAGCUUUUUAAAAGUGAUCCAUUACAAAUCCUCUUGCCCACUACUGUCUCAAGUGUUUUUUUCUAGUUUCUACUUUAUGAUGGGAAAAUACGUAGAAAUAUUUUGCUCCAGUCCAGUAUAUGCAGUAGAAUAAUCAGUAUAUGAAAUACCUAAACUCAAAAUCACAAUGCAGCUAGACAAAUCAUGAAUCAACUAAAAUAGAGGUAUAAAUUGUACAUUUAUAAAGAAAAAAAGAAAAAACCUGCAUUUAAGGAUUAUCAGCUCUUAAAUUUCUCCCCUUCCUAAAGGGAAGUAUGUGAGUGUGUGUGAGAGGAGGGGUGUGGGUGUACAUAAAAAUCCAUUGGAAAGCAGGGGAGAAAAUGGAGAGUAGAAAGAAAAGGAAAAACAAAAGAGUAUGGGUCACUUACAACUUGAGAUAUUCUAUGAUUAAAAAAAAAUUUGUUUAGUAAUAACCUGUAUGUUUUUUUGUAGAAUGUAGGAUCCCCAUCAGAAAUCUCCUUCUGCCAGAAGACACACAUGUGCAAGUGAAAUCAUGAUGGCUCAGGUUGUGACCAGAUGAUUGGUUUCGCUGUGCAGUGCCAGAGGUGAGAGUUUUCUUUUAUCAACAGUUACCUUACACAUCAUCUAAUGCAAGGUUCUCCCUUCCACUGGGUUGAGAGGAGAGUAGAAUUUUUUAAGACAAAGAACAUAAUUUUGCAUUAUCAAUGAACAUCAGACUAGACCUCAUGGGCAUGCAAUUUCCUGGGCUCAGGAAGGAGUCCAAAGCUCACCAGGUGGAGUUCUGAACACUGUCUCCAUGAUUUUGACUACAAGAUUACUACGAGACAAAAUGGUACAUAUCCUGAAGGACUUCCAAUUGCUAUCAGUGGAAUUUUACAAGUGAUCAGCCAAAGUGAUUAGCAUCUUAUAGGAAUGAAUGUUGAAUGAAGUUUUGCCCCCUCCACAUGCUUUCUGUAAGAAUCAUACAAGCUAAGAACAUCAAGUCAAAGGACCUGUGGACAGGUCCACUUUCCUGCCAAAACCUUGCGGGGCAAUGUUAUUCACUGCUUGAUACCAGUCUGAAGUAUUUAGGCAUCUCGGGCUGCAGUAGACAUCUUCAGUCAAGUCCAGACUCCAGCUCUGAAAGACAUCACCCUGGAGAUUUCCUUUCACACCGUUGUCAAGCUUUACAAAUGACUGCAUCAGACUGCUAUGUGCGCUUGUGGCUGCCAUCUGCUUCAAAUGGAAAGCUUCAGACCAAAACCAUCAAGAAUUCUGACAACCCUGUCUGGAAUGAGACUUUCUACUUUAGGAUCCAGAGAGAAGUUGAGAACAUUUUAGAAUUGGCAGUGUGUGAUGAAGAUCCUCUCACCAAAGAUGACGUGCAGUUCACAGUUCUUUUUAAUGUUGCUAGAGUCAGACCUGGGGAGACAAUUCGCGAGACAUUUGCCUUGAAAUCAGAGACAGAGAAGUGCGCUAAGAAAUGGGAAAGUUUGGAAGUGGAAUUCUGGAUGGAAAAAAUCCCUGGCCCUCCAGAGCGCCUCAUUACCAAUGAUGUCCUAGUGUCCCGUGAGGUUUGCUGCUUGGAAGUGCAAGUGGACAUUAAUGAAAGCAGGAAAUAUUUGAGAGAGGGUAAAAAUCUCGUGCUUAGCGUGCCUGCCUCUCAUGAGGGAACACGGAAGACUGCGGAGGACACAGAUACUUUCUACUUCCAUUGCUUGAAGGCUUGGGAGCCAAUUCUAAAAGUCAGGCUGCAGAAAGUUUCUGAUAAGGAAGAUGACAACAGCAAUUUAAGUGACACCUUAACAGUACCACUGAAAUAUCUCCCUGUUGGACAUAGAGUGAAAGUAACUCUCCCUGUAAGACAUAAUGUGCCACUCCAUCUGUACCUUCAACUUAAUGAUUGCACAGAAAAACUAGAUGUGCGCUUCGGGUAUGAUCUGUGCCAAGAAGAGCAACAGUUCUUGCAAAAAAGGAAGAGAGUGGUUGCCGGUGCCCUGAAAAGGGUUCUUCAUCUGAAAAGAGAUCUACAUGGACGCGAGGUCCCAGUAAUAGCUGUUAUGGCAACAGGCGGAGGUCUCAGAGCAAUGUCAGCAAUGUUCGGCCACCUCUUAGCUCUUCAGAAGCUAAAUCUGUUGGACUGUGUUACCUAUCUCACUGGGGCUUCUGGCUCAACAUGGACCCUAGCAGACCUGUAUGAGCAUGCUGACUGGUCACAGAAGUCUCUAGAGGAGCCACUUAAGGCAGUAAAAGAAAAAGUGACAAAAUGCAAACUCAAUCUUAUGUCUAUAGACCAUCUGAAGUAUUACCACAAGGAACUCACUGAAAGGGCAAAAGCAGGACAUGUGUCAUCUUUUACAACUCUGUGGUCGCUUGUUCAGGAAAUGUUCUUACAUGAACGGCCAAGAAAGUACAAACUCACAGACCAGCGCAGGGCAUUGGAGCACGGACAAAACCCAUUGCCUUUCUAUGCAGUCCUCAAUGUGAAAGACGAGAAGUGUGGUACUUUCAAAUUUAGAGAGUGGGCAGAUUUCUCUCCUUAUGAGGUAGCCAUACCAAAAUAUGGAGUCUCCAUUCCUUCAGAAUAUUUUGACAGCAAGUUCUUCAUGGGAAGGCGAGUGAAGAAGCUGCCAGAGUCUCGGAUCUGCUAUCUGGAAGGUCUUUGGACAAACAUCUUUACUAGGAAUUUGCUGGAUGGCUUGUACUGGUCCUCAAAUUCAAAUGAGUUCUGGGAACGAUGGGCCCAAGAUAUGGUAGAUAUAGAAAAACAUUCCCCUGAGGAUGAUAUCACUGUCAUCGAGCCUCCAUCCUGUUUGUCAGGGAAGUUGUAUGAAAUGUUUCAGGACAUUAUGACCAAGCGCCCACUACUGGGAAAGUCUCAUAACUUCCUGAGAGGCUUAGAAUUUCAUAAGGAUUAUAUACAUCAGAAAAAAUUUAUUGAAUGGAAAGACACUGUACUGGACGCUUUCCCUAACAAUCUGACACCGCUGCAGAAAUAUCUUUGUCUGAUAGAUGUUGGCUAUUUCAUCAACACCAGUGGUGCAGCACUUUUCAAGCCAGAGAGGAAUGUAGAUGUCAUUAUAUCCCUUGAUUAUGGUUUGGGGAGUGUGUUCAAGCAAUUAGAGAUGACGUACAAAUAUUGCAAGAUACAAAAUAUCCCGUUCCCCAAAGUGGAGCUAAGUGAAGAAGAAAAGAAGAACCCAAAGGAAUGUUAUGUCUUUUCGGAUGCCGAGGACCCCAGAGCACCCAUAGUAAUCCAUUUCCCCCUGGUGAAUGACACGUUUAAGGAAUUCAAGGAGCCAGGGGUAAAGCGUGGUCACUCAGAGAUGGAAGAAGGCAAAGUAAAUCUGGAGAACAGCUGCUCACCCUACUACCUCAUUAGGCUAAUCUACUCCUCUGAAAAUUUUGAUAAACUCGUGAACCUGAGCAAAUACAACAUCCUCAAUAACAAAGACAUGCUCCUCCAGGCAAUCCAGAGUGCUGUAGAACGGAAGAGAAGCAGCAGGACUGGGAAUGUCUCCAGCUACUCUGGAUACCCCUAGGCUGGGUUUUUGCACUGUUUCCUACUGAAGGCUAUGGGAGCACAUUGGAACACAUCACAGUCACAUUGCGACACAUCGCAGUGUUCAUUAUUUGCAGAAAACUGAGGAAACCUGUACAUUUCUCAUCUUGCCUUGUUCAAGCUCCUAACUUUCAAAAGGGUUUAUUUAAUCUUAUUCCCCCAUGUUUUCAGCCCACAAGAGCCUCACACUGUGGUCUUACUUGUUAAGAAAUUAAGGUCCUGGUUAGCAGAGACCUCUCAGGAUCUCCCUGAUGUUAUAUGAUAUGGUGGUGCUAGAUAGUUUCUUUUAUGUGCCUGUCCUUUCAACUCUGAGCCCAUUAUUGAUGUCUUUUCAAUGCUUCAUUACAAACCAAGUCCUGGCCAUUUGCAUUCAGUAAUGUCCAGAUUUUCAGAUAGGCUGAGCAACUUGAAUUUGCACUGAAUUGGUGGGCUCAGCUUUGAAGUCAGGCCAAAGAAUCAUGCAUAUAUAUGUGAACAAUGUCCAAACUGCAACGUGGACAGUCACGUUCUGUCUGGCCAAUUCCCCUUGCUGAUUUAGAAGUUACUCCUUUUUUUUCUGCAAGAGUUCGACACAGAAACGCUACUCCAAAUGCCACAAGAGGGGCAGUUACAUUUCAAGGAGAGAUGAUGUUAGCUGCAGUGAGUGAGUACGGUUCUUUUGAGUGUUGGCUGGAGGAAAAGUUCUGAAUAAAGCGUGAGUAAUUGCAUUGAUUUAUACCAGCAGUGCCUUUAUGCGUUAAAAUGUCAAGAGCCUGAAACAAACUUAUGAUAGCAGAAGCUUGAGAGGAAUAAUUACCAUAGACUCAAGUACAUUUAAUUAAAUAAUCAUGACCAAGCCAUAAGCUGGUGCUCCUUAUGGAUGUAAACUGAAUGUACGACAACAUAACUCACUAGCAGAAUGCAUAGCCAUUGUAUUUUCACAGCCAGAAGAUUUUUACCUUUUACAGUCUUCUAUCCCUAAUGUUACAGACAAAGUAUUUUUAAAAGGUGCUACACAAAAUAGGGCAUGAAAUAAAAAAAGGAAAUUCUCUAUCACGCCUCCUUGUUGGAGGAAAAUAUUUGGAAAAAUAACACCUGGUUUUCAUUUGCUUUGGAGUGCAGUGAGAGAUUUUUGCCUUGAACUAGGAGCUUGGAACAUCUUUAUGGCCUUCCACUAUAUUAAAAAGAUGGUAGGGAAGGAUGCUGAGCAAUAUAAAACAGAGAUCCACAAAAGUGAGAGGAGUUUGCAGACUUCUCUAACAUUGAAGGAUUUGGACCUGCUUCUGCCUUGUUUAUUCUGAACACAGCAUAUUCACCAGGGACCUCCAAGGAAAAUCUUAUACAUUUCUUUCAUGUUGGAAAUUUACUUGAGAUCUAGAAUUAUUUUAUUUGAAAUCCAAAGUUAGACAAAGAAAGAGCAACAGGGUAUAUGCAGGCAGUACUCAAGCUCGAAGGGAGAGCAUUUACAAAGACUUCGUUGCCUGAACCCUGCAUCUACUAAAUGCUGCUUCUGCUGCAAUGGCAAUGAGUAAGUUGUAGUAAUAUUCCUUGUACAAUGCUAAUUUCCUGAGCUAAAGAAUAUCAUGCAAAACCUGAGGAGUAGUAAAAGCUGAAAUGCAACUGUA